Molecule: messenger RNA, 1434 nt
Organism: Cynara cardunculus var. scolymus (artichoke)
Lineage: Eukaryota; Viridiplantae; Streptophyta; Magnoliopsida; Asterales; Asteraceae
Product: SH3 domain-containing protein 2-like
Exons: 10
Coding region: 156-1268 (370 amino acids)
Molecular function (GO): protein binding
Source: RefSeq, a predicted model, not a curated record
AUUCAAAAUCGUGAAACCAAAAUAAACAAUUCAUAUUUGAAAUUGAUUCAUAAAUUAGUAAUAAAUCUGAUCGGAGGGAAAAAUCUCCGGCGAUCCUCCGUCCAAGUACUUCCAAAUCCGUCGAUAUCUUCCGUUUGUAUCUGGUCAGUUCUUGAAUGGAAGCGAUCAGGAAACAGGCGACCAAGCUCCGGGAACAGGUUGCUAGACAACAACAGGCAGUUUUCAAGCAGUUCGGGGGUGGUGGUGGUUAUGGAGGUUCAGAUAAUGUAGUGACUGAUGAGGCAGAACUCAUGCUUCACCAGAAACUUGAGAGGCUAUACAUAUCUACACGUGCUGCCAAGCAUUUUCAAAGGGACAUUGUUCGUGGUGUUGAAGGAUAUAUAGUUACCGGUUCCAAACAAGUUGAAAUAGGAACUAAAUUGUCAGAGGAUAGCAGAAAAUAUGGUGUCGAGAAUACAUGCACCAGUGGUAAUACCCUAUCAAGAGCUGCGGUCAACUUUUCACGAGCUCGUGUCCAGAUGGAGAAGGAACGAGGAAAUCUACUGAAAUCUUUUGGGACACAGGUUGCAGAGCCACUAAGAGCAAUGGUAAUGGGAGCUCCACUUGAAGAUGCUCGACAUCUUGCUCAACGUUAUGACAGAAUGCGGCAAGAGGCGGAAGCACAGGUCAUUGAAGUUUCUAAACGACAAUCAAAAGUGAUGGAUGGAAGCGGAAAUCCAGAACUAUUUACAAGACUUCAAGCAGCCGAAUCAAAAUUACAAGAUUUGAAAUCGACCAUGGCAAUAUUGGGAAAGGAAGCUGCAUCAGCUAUGGCUGCAGUUGAGGCUCAGCAGCAGAAAAUGACACUGCAGAGGCUUAUUUCUAUGAUCGAAUCAGAACGUGCUUACCACCAGAAGGUUAUUCAGAUUCUUGAUCAUCUUGAAGGGGAGAUGGUAUCAGAGCGACAACGGAUUGAAGCAGCUCCUACUCCAACAGAGGAAACACCUCCACCUCCAUCAUACGAAGAAGUGAAUAAUGCAUCUACUGCUCCAAUGCAAAAUGGUUCAAAUGAUGGGGUGGAUUACUUUUUAGGAGAGGCUAUGUUCUCAUAUCAUGCGGAGUCUGAUGUGGAGCUCAAUUUAUCAACGGGUGAUUAUGUUGUCAUCAGAAAGGUAUCGAAUAACGGUUGGGCUGAAGGUGAAUGCAAAGGGAAAGCAGGUUGGUUUCCCGUUGAAUACAUCGAAAGACGAGAGCGUGUUCUUGCAAGUAAGGUUACUGAAGUCUUUUAGAGUAUGUUCUCUAUGCUUUGCCCUUUUUAUAUCUUAAAGCUAAGUGUUUGUAUGUAUUUUUUGGUCUUUCGGUGUAAAAACAAAAUAUGCAUCCUAUUGUUUUGAUUGGAUAUUUGUAGAGCUUCGAUUUUUAUACACUUUUGUAUGUAUCGUGGUGCUUGUUCUA